Messenger RNA from Lampris incognitus (smalleye Pacific opah), 1721 nucleotides. RefSeq names its product zinc finger protein 385D (gene znf385d). The transcript is spliced from 8 exons. The record is from RefSeq and is a predicted model, not a curated record. Gene Ontology annotation, cellular component: nucleus. Bases 287 to 1567 code for a protein of 426 amino acids. Lineage: Eukaryota; Metazoa; Chordata; Actinopteri; Lampriformes; Lampridae. Gene Ontology annotation, molecular function: zinc ion binding; nucleic acid binding.
AGGAGCGCGGACAGGAGCAGUGCGAGGAGGGGAAGGGAGGCAGAGAGCGAGCAAGAGGCAGCGAGGAGAUUUCACAGACAAACAAGCCAAGCACCAAGACCGACGCGCGCACGCACAUACACACACGCACGCAUACACAAACACAAGCACACACCACCACAAACACAGGAGCAGAUAAACGUGCACGCCCAUUGGAGUGUAUGGGACAUGCCCAUGGACACACACAGUGGCCGAGCACCAGAGAGGACACACAGAAGCCCCCGCUUGAGGAGCUACGGAGAGCAGCAUGUUCUUGGGUAACACAUGUCAAAAUGGCCUCAUGCACACACUAGUGCGGCCCGCCAUUCCGACUGUCCAGCCCUCGAUGGGGAUGAAGCAGUUCCUUCCAUUUCCUCUGGACACAACUUCGGCCAUAAACCUCUUCCCAGGCUUCAAUGCAAUGGACCCGGUUCAGAAAGCUGUUCUGCGUCAUACACUUGGAGCCCCUCCCACCGCCAAGAGGAAGCACGUCUCAUGCAGCGUUUGCCAGCUGAGGUUCAACUCGCAGAGCCAGGCCUUGGCCCACUAUAAGGGAACCAAACAUGCCAAGAAGCUAAAAGCCCUGGACUCUCCCAAAAGCAAGCUUAAAAGCUCCAUGGUCACGAAGGAAACCAUGAGCCAGGAGAUCGCCAAGGGCAUUAACACGUUGCAGAUCCACAACGGCACCGAAAGGAAAGAUGGCAUCCCUGGCAUAACCUCCCUCCCACCCUCCUCUUCAAUGAGAGUCACACAACCGCUAAUGUCCAUGGCAAACCCCAUGAUGUCUAUGAUGGCGCCCUUAGCAUCAGCACCAGCCUCAGGUGCCACCAUAGCUGCAGAACCUACCUCAGCUGUCAGGGGGGAAGAAAAGGUGCAGAAGCCCAGCUCACCCUCAGAAGCAGACUUGGAACAUGAGGUGGAAAUGGACGCAGAGACGGAGGAGGAGAAAGCAAGACGUCUUCUGUACUGUUCGCUCUGCAAAGUGGCCGUCAACUCGGCCUCACAGCUGGAGGCUCACAACAGCGGUACAAAGCACAAGACGAUGCUUGAGGCCAGGAGUGGAGUGGGCUCCAUCAAGUCAUUUCCCCGGCCAGGAGUAAAGGGCAAACUCGCCACUCCCACCAAACUGUCGACAGGCCUGCAGAACAAAACGUUUCACUGUGAGACGUGUGAUGUGCACGUCAACUCGGAGACUCAGCUAAAACAGCACAUUAGCAGUCGACGUCAUAAAGACAGAGCAGCUGGUAAACCAGCCAAACCCAAAUAUAGUCCCUACAGCAAACCACAGAAAGGCCAAACCAAGCAACCGGCAAAGAUGACCAUUAGUAAAGAGCUGUGCCAGCCUCUGACGACUCAGAUUUUACCUGCUCAUCUUGCCGCAGUUGCAGCAGCUAUGAGCAAUACAUUCUCGCUUCGGUCAACCCACGGCACCAACCACGGUCCAUCGCCGGCCCUCUUCCAGACCCAGAGCCUCCCUGCCGCUCUACUCCGUUCUGCUCCUGGACCUGUCCGGACCUCUCACCCGCCAGUUCUGUUUGCUCCCUACUGACUGUCAGAUCGUGGAUGUGCAGGAUUCCUGCACAGGACCAAUGACGUGCUUCAGCGGGACAAGAAUCCAUCCUCCUACUAUGCAUCUGAGCUACGGGACCUUUUCAGAGUCACUGGAUGACAAAUAAACCACACCUUUGUCAAACCGCUACCUU